AGCAAGUCAUCUUCCUACCGUCCACCCCAUCUCAAACAGACUACUCAAGCACCUCAGCAGUUCACACCUCACACAAAAAAAAUGCGUUUCUCCUUCUUCGCCAUCAUUGUUGCUUCGGCGACAUCUAUCAUGUCUGUCAGUGCAUGUGUAUCACAGAACCAGCUUUGUCAAACAACAGAAGACUGCUGUCCAGGCGACUACUUGGGAUGCACAACAAUUGUGAGUAGGAGUACUUUGCUUCGUAUCGAAUCUUCACCUGAUCACUCACCUUUUGCGCUUUGUAAUAUCAGUCGCCGGGUAUCAGAGUCUGCCAGUACUACCCGCCGAGUUCUUGACAUGGUAGCUGUGGGAACUAUAGGAGGACAUAAUUUUGCUUCUGCUAAAUAUGUAUAGGCUAUUAGAGCAGGAGUGAACUCAGCGAAUGGAGCAAACGCUAUGAUAUAGAGUAGUACCUUGAACAUGAGCGAAGUUCGAAC
This is a messenger RNA of Suillus subaureus, 476 nucleotides long. RefSeq lists its product as uncharacterized. Bases 82 to 393 code for a protein of 103 amino acids. Lineage: Eukaryota; Fungi; Basidiomycota; Agaricomycetes; Boletales; Suillaceae. The record is from RefSeq and is a predicted model, not a curated record. The transcript has a single exon.